CUUACUAAAAAUGUGAAAGAUUGCUUAAAGAAAGCUAUCAAGUAGAACUAACAAAAGAAAAAUACAAAACACUAAAAAAACUUGACAAAGCAGAAUCAUCUGUAUCUAUAUCAAAGAAACAUGGCAUUCCAAAGCAAACGUAGUCUGGAUGGUCAAAAGAAAAAGAUACAGUAUGUUCAGAAGUCGAAAAAAAUAAAACUUCUGCGAAGAGUGUGGAUGCGUGUCUCUAAAAAUGAGGAUUUGGACAAAGCAUGUUAUAUGGAAAAAAACACAUACUGAAACUUUUUAGUCCCUGUGUAAUAAGAUAAGUUCGUAGAUAUUUAAACCUAUUUAAAGAAAAUAAAUUUUAAAUGGAAUAUUCAAAUACAAAGAUAAUUGGUGGUUACGAUGCGAAUUUUUUAGACAAAUUUUUAGAUGAUUAUGAAUGCCCUGUGUGUAAAUUGGUUUUCCGUGAGCCUAUUCAAACACAGUGUGGUCAUCGACUUUGUUUGUCAUGCUCUGAAGAAAUAAAAAAGAGAAAUGGCGGGAUUUUACUUUGUCCGCUUGACAAAAAGAUUUCAAACUUUGAUAGGAUUUUCCGAGAUAAAGCGUUUAAAAGAGUUAUUAUGCAGUUGCAUGUAAAAUGUGAUAACUACAUUCGUAACUGUCAUUGGACCGGAGAACUGAAAAUAAUUAAUAAGCAUUUGAAAUCUUGUGAAUAUCAAGAAGUAAAAUGCAUCAAUAAACAGUGUUCUAAUUUACUUUUGCGUAAAGAACUAAAAGAUCACAUGGAAACACAUUGCCUCUACCGUUUUGUUCGCUGUCAAUAUUGCUAUCGAAAAAUUUGUUAUAUAAUGUUGCAAGCUCAUUUUGAAAACUGCAAUUGUUUUCCAGUUGAUUGUGUUAAUCAAUGUGGCUUAAGUAUUUUGCGUAAAGAGAUGCCUUCACAUAUUGCUAAUUACUGCGCUUUCUCACUUAUUCCUUGUCAAUACUUUAACAUUGGAUGCAAUUUCCAG
Hydra vulgaris (swiftwater hydra) is the source of this 995-nucleotide messenger RNA. The record is from RefSeq and is a predicted model, not a curated record. Lineage: Eukaryota; Metazoa; Cnidaria; Hydrozoa; Anthoathecata; Hydridae.